AUGAGGCCUAGAAUCGCGCUCAACUUCAAAUCCGUCGAGUACGAGUUCCUCCAAGAGCAGUUCGGAUCCAAGAGCGAGCUCCUCAUCAAAUCAAACGCUGUCCACAAGAAAAUCCAUGUCCUUCUGCACAACGGCAAACCCGUCUGCGAAUCCGUAGCGGCGGAGGUAGGUUUUGACGCCGACGAUGGUCGGGUGGCGGCCGCCGAUUUUGGGGGCUUCGGUGAAUGGUCGAGGAAGGAGGUGGGCGUUUGA
Linum tenue is the source of this 252-nucleotide messenger RNA. The record is from the annotation of a GenBank genome assembly. NCBI's taxonomy places the organism in Eukaryota, Viridiplantae, Streptophyta, Magnoliopsida, Malpighiales, Linaceae.